AUGGGGCACCUGCAAGGAACCAGAGAUGGGGGGUUGUGGGGCUGGGCACGGCUGGGGGGUGCCCGCGGCAGCGCUGUCCCACUGGUGCUGGUGGCGCUGGCACCCCCUGGGGCUCUGCCGUGCCGGCAGCAGCGCUGCGCACCCCCGCUCGGACGGGGGGUGCAGAGCAGGGGGUGCCCCCACUCACCAGCCGCCCCCCCAGCCCUGCUGCCCUACGUGCCCCGCCUGUCCCCCGCGGCGCUGCCAGGCAAGCUCACUGCCACCACCUUCGCCCUGGAGCGGCCUCGCUGCAUCUUCCAGCAGCACUCCAGCGCCUCCGAUGCCAUCUGGCUGGUGGUGGCUUUCGCCAACGCCUCGGCCGCCUUCAGGAACCCCCCGUCGCGGGCCGAGGUGCCCCUGUACCAGCAGCUGCCCACCAGGGGCUCCUACAUGACGCUGGAGAUGGCGGUGGGCACCUACCACUGCUCGGCGCCCAGCCCUGCCGUGCUGCGGGUCGGGGGUGACACAGCCUGUGCCGCCCAGGCUGGCCAGGACGCCUGCAACGGGCCCCUGCCCUCCCCGGGGCCCUACAGGGUGAAGUUCCUGCUGAUGGGCUGCCAGGGCCCCAAAGCAGAGAGCAGGUGGUCUGAGCCCAUCCUUCUGCCGAGAGAGCCCAGGUGUGGGCAGCCCUGUGCCACCAGGGUCUGGGGACCGACGCCUUCGCCCGCAGGUCCUACAGGACCCACCACAUCCCCCCGGCCCUGCCCCUGCCCACCGCCUGCGGGGGCAGCCCCCCAGGGCUGGGCUGCUUUGCCUCCUGCCCUCCUGCUCUGCGCCCUGCCAAGUAAACUCGCACCGGACGUGGCAGCUGCCUGCUCCUUGCCCGACGAUGCCCUCUCUGCCCCUCCUGGUGUCCUCGGUGCCGUUUGGUGCCCUUGGCCACCAGGCGUCCCCACUGCCACCCAGGCGGGGUUGGAGCCGUGGAGGGAGCUCAGAAAGCACCCAUGGCCUGGGCUUGGUGCACCCCCGUGGAGCGCAACGAGAGCAAGCGCAGGGUCCUGCGCCGGGGCCAGAACGAUCCUCGCUGUCUGCGCUGGGGAGGAGGCGCUGGGGAGCAGCCCCCUGGAGAGGCACUUGGGGGUGCUGGGGGAGGAGAAGCUGGACGCGAGCGGGCAGUGCCCAGAGGGCAAAGCAUGGCCUGGGCUGCAUCCAAAGCAGAGCCGGGGAGGGGAUUCUGCCACUUGGCUCUGGGGAGACCUCACCUGGGCUACUGCGUCCAGCUCUGCAGCCCUCGGCACGGGAAGGACAUGGAGCUGGUGGGGCAGGUCCGGAGGAGGGACGCGAGAAUGAUCAGAGGGUUGGAGCAGCUCUGCUGUGAGGACAGGCUG
Pogoniulus pusillus (Red-fronted tinkerbird) is the source of this 1367-nucleotide messenger RNA. Its product is annotated as transcription initiation factor TFIID subunit 4-like. Gene Ontology annotation, cellular component: membrane. The coding region runs from base 1 to 1329 and encodes 442 amino acids. The record is from RefSeq and is a predicted model, not a curated record. The transcript is spliced from 5 exons. Lineage: Eukaryota; Metazoa; Chordata; Aves; Piciformes; Lybiidae.